AUGCCAUUUGCACAGCUGGUGAUCGGCCCACCAGGCUCCGGCAAGACCACCUACUGCUACGGCCAAUACCAGUUCCUCUCUUUGCUCUCCAGGCCGUGCAGCGUCGUCAACCUCGAUCCCGCCAACGACCGACUCCCAUACCCAUGUGCCAUCGACAUCAACCGUCUCAUCUCCGUCCGCGAUGUGAUGGCUGAGCUUUCCCUUGGGCCCAAUGCGGCUAUGCUGUACUGCAUUGAGUACCUCGAGAAGAACGUCGACUGGCUCAUCCAAGAGCUCAAGAGGGUCAUGGACGACCAGCGUCAGGGCAAGACGGGACAGAUAGCUGGUCAGGAUGAUCAAGAGACCCCUGUAGGUCCGGUUGGAGCUGGAUUCGAAUAUUUGAUCUUUGAUCUGCCUGGUCAGGUCGAGCUGUCCACCAACCACCCGGCGCUCAAACGCAUCCUCGAGACGCUCGAAAAGCAGCUUGGACUUCGCUUCGUCGCUGUGCACCUGACCGACGCUACGCACAUCACCGACGCCUCUCGCUAUGUCUCGAUCCUCAUUCUCGCCUUGCGUGCAAUGCUCACGCUUGAGCUGCCUCACGUCAACGUGCUGUCGAAAGUGGAUCUGCUGGGGCAGUCUUACAUAUCCCGUUCGAAACGGUCCUUGGAUCGAUACGACCCGCAUAGCGACGAUGACGACUCGCAGGACAACCGCGAUUCGGAUGAAGACAUGCCUGAUGACGAGACAGAUCUAACCGGUCGCGCGAGCAUGGGUCUGCAAUCCGAUAUGGCCUUCAACCUCGACUUCUACACCCAGGUGCAGGAUCUCUCGUACCUGCGUGAUCUGCUCUCACAUCCAUCGGGACCAGGCUCGUCACGGCGGCACGAAAAGUAUGGCAAGCUCAAUGAGGCAAUUUGCGAGCUGGUGGAGGACUUUGGUCUCGUCUCGUUCGAGACACUCGCGGUGGAAGACCGACGCUCGAUGUUCCGCCUGCUACAGGUGCUCGACAAGGCCAUCGGCUACAUCUACGUUUCGCCUUCGAGCAACGCAUACGACUUUGGAGAAGAAGAGGAAGAAGGGGCAUACGAGCCAGGGCGAGCAUCGGCGACUGCAUCAGCUGCACUCAGAGCGCAGGCCCGAGGCGGGCAAAUGGGCGCAGAUCCACAUUCCCUCUUCAGUGUUGCAGACCGAGGCGACCCACUCGGCUGGGGCGAUGCACUCGAAGUGCAAGAGAGGUAUGUGGACCACCGUGAGGCGUAUGAGGAGGCCGAGCUGGAGGCGCGCAAGCAGGUGAACGAGAAGGAGUGGGAGAAGAAGGUGUGGUCCGAGGUGAAGAAGGUGGCCAAGCAGGAAGCCGAGAAGAAGGGCAAGCACACAGACACGUACAAGGCAGCAUAG
Molecule: messenger RNA, 1380 nt
Organism: Kalmanozyma brasiliensis GHG001
Lineage: Eukaryota; Fungi; Basidiomycota; Ustilaginomycetes; Ustilaginales
Exons: 1
Coding region: 1-1380 (459 amino acids)
Cellular component (GO): cytoplasm
Molecular function (GO): GTPase activity
Source: RefSeq, a predicted model, not a curated record